AUGACCGACGAAGCGAAAGACGUGUAUUACUGGGCCUUCACGAAGUACUCCCCGAAAGAAUAUGCGGGCAUCUUUGGCGAUUCAGCGGAGGAGCGGAAUUCCCUGAAAAAAGCCAUACAUGACCUCUGCGCAUCAGAGGACAGAAGCCACCAUGGUGUAUCGGUAGAGGAACUCGAUAAAAAUAUUGGUGACGUUUUUAAAGAAUACCCGGAGGAUGAUGACAAAAAAAAACUAUACGGUGGAGCGAUGGACAAAGAUGGCCACUUCUUGUUUUCUGUCCACAGGGCAAGAAACCGCGGUCAAGGCGUGGCGGAGGCACUCAGACAGCCAGAUCCGCCAAAUAUAUAUCAGUGCAGAAUUAUAUACGCCGAAGAGAUUGCGGACGAGAAUCUUUUUAUCCCUGCUUCACAGACUGAGCUACGCGAUAUGAUAGCUUCUUAUGUCACGCCAAGCAGCAAUCAGUUUGGGAUUGGGGGAAAGUGGGCCACAUAUACAUCCCAAGAAGAGGCUAUAACCUAUGCUAAGCAGAAAACCUCUAAGCAGAGGAAGAAAUUGGAUGGCAAAGAAAGGGUUUUGGACUGCUGCGUCGAGCCUUGGGUCAGUGUCGUGACGCAAAGAAACCACACGACAUAUGAAGACUACCUGACACAUAUUAUUGUUGUCACAGAGUGGAAACGCGACAAGACUUCUGGUAGAUGGAUUCAGUCGGAGAUAACGACAGCGAACGCCAUGUCCAAGUUCCACGAGGAUACCGUAUUCUGGGUCACCAUCGAUCCUCCAUACCACGGCCUUCCUGAAAAGUUUCUUGGCAUCUACGGUAAUUCGACCGAGGAGCAAAAGCUGUUGCGAGAAGAUUUAUGGGGGUGGUGUCAGAUGUUAGCAAGAGACUACAACAUUAGUUACAUGACGGAAGAACGUCUCGACGCCUCGUUGUUAGAGUGGCAAAAGACCGGAAAAUACCUAUACGAUAUCAUGGACACGGAAGAUAUGAGGUUUGGUCAAAUCGAGGCUGAGAAGAGGCCUAACGAGCCCGUCGCAAAGGCCCUCAGCGAACGGCCUGUGCGAAGUUUAUAUUGUUACGAGAAGUCUGCCAUGCCUCGUCAAAGCUACCAGGAACUCAGAAACAAUGGCGUUGAGUAUCCAGAGAAAUUUGAUACGCCGGACCGAGUUUUGCUUAAGCAUCCUUCACAUAUAUGUGAAGAGAAGGUCCAAGAAGCGGUGAUAUACCGAAAUCAUCCGAGUCUCGUUUCUGUGGCUGUACAGAAAUCCUUUACGGACCGUACUAGAGCUAUUGAGUACGCGGGACUUCAACUGAACCACGACCGCGGCAAGGGCUGGGACUAUGGUCAGGGACCAGUUGGGGACAAAAAUGAAAAUUGGGCUGGUGUCGUUCGUCUCGAGUGCCCUGUUAAAGGCGAUGAACACCAGAAGUGUCAUGUGUUAACACAGUUAUAUCUGGUUUCGGAACGACGCUAA
Molecule: messenger RNA, 1476 nt
Organism: Alternaria ethzedia
Lineage: Eukaryota; Fungi; Ascomycota; Dothideomycetes; Pleosporales; Pleosporaceae
Exons: 1
Coding region: 1-1476 (491 amino acids)
Source: RefSeq, a predicted model, not a curated record